AGCCCAGGAGAGGUGUGGAAGGGGAGCCAGGAGGCCCCCUCUGGAGCAGCCAGAGGUGACCCAGAGAUCCAACCUGACCAAGCUAAUCCUGGAUCCCGCAUGCCAGCCAGAGCUGACCCUGAGCCUCGGGCUCGCCAAGCUGACCCUGGAUUCCACAUGCCAUCCAGAGACGACCCUCAGACCUGGCCCGUCUGAACUCGCCCGGAAUCAUGAACACUGGGCAGCGGAGACCCCAGCUCCCAACCUUGCUGAGUUGACCCUGGAGCCUGUGCACUACCGACCUGAGCUCUUGGACGCUUGUGCUGAUCUCAUCAAUGAGCAGUGGCCCCGCAGCCGCGCCUCCCGCCUGCACUCCCUGGGCCAGUCCUCUGAUGCCUUCCCCCUCUGCCUGAUGUUGCUGAGCACCCCACACACACCCGAGGCAGCCCCCAUCGUGGUGGGCCAUGCCCGCCUGUCCCGAGUGCUAGACCAGCCUCAGAGCCUCUUAGUGGAGACAGUGGUGGUGGCCCGGGCCCUGAGGGGUCGUGGCUUUGGCCGCCGCCUCAUGGAGGGCCUGGAGGUCUUUGCCCGGGCCCGGGGUUUCCGCCGGCUGCACCUCACCACCCACGACCAGCUGCACUUCUACAGCCACCUUGGCUACCAGCUGGGCGAGCCCGUGCAGGGCCAGGUCUUCACCAGCCGAAAGCUGCCCGCCAGCCUGCUUGGUGCCUUCCCCAGGGCCUCCUCUUCCCAGCCACCCUGCAAACCCCCAAGCCUGACUGCCCAAGCCACCCCAGUGGGCUCCAAGGGGCCCCCGUUGCCACCACCACCUCCCUUGCUUCAGCCCCUGACCACCUCACCCCCACUCCCAGCAGGGGCCUCUCCCCAAAGCCUGCUAGAAACACAGUAUCGAGACCUGAGGGGACGCCCCAUAUUCUGGAUGGAGAAAGACAUCUGAGGGCCACCCAGGACAAGGCACUGUCUUUCUGGGCCAGUGGACUGCCCAGGACAGUACUGGCUUCAGCCCACUGGCCAGACCUCGGCCCCUAGCCCCCGGAGGCCGGCUUUAGCUGGGCAUGUUUCCUGUGGGGCCAAGGGGUGGCUCUGUAGCCCUGCUCAGAGUCAUCCGUGUGGCUGAAUAAAGGCUUCUGUUGGGUGUG
This is a messenger RNA of Tupaia belangeri chinensis (Chinese tree shrew), 1139 nucleotides long. RefSeq names its product N-alpha-acetyltransferase 80, NatH catalytic subunit (gene NAA80). The record is from RefSeq and is a predicted model, not a curated record. Bases 392 to 937 code for a protein of 181 amino acids. NCBI's taxonomy places the organism in Eukaryota, Metazoa, Chordata, Mammalia, Scandentia, Tupaiidae. The transcript is spliced from 3 exons. Gene Ontology annotation, biological process: protein acetylation. Gene Ontology annotation, cellular component: cytoplasm. Gene Ontology annotation, molecular function: acetyl-CoA binding; N-acetyltransferase activity.